CCUAGUUUCGUCCGCGCACAACUUGCUCAAAAUGGGCAACUCACUAGGCAUAUUUUGUUCCUGGUUCCGCCGCAGGUUCCGGCCACGCCAUCGGCAAUGUGCUCCUCUAAGGGCAUUGUGCCCCUGGUCCCAGCGCAGGUCCUGGCCACCCAUUUGGCAUCGUGGUGGUCUUGUCUGUGAGGGCUUCCCAUUUGGCUGGGCUCACCCCGCGGCUCCUGCACCUGUGCCUGCCCCUGGAAUCCAGGGCUAUUACCGAUUCCUUUUCAAACCUCAGCAACAUCUUGGGCCUUCUCUUCCAGCCAGUUGGGAUGGCGCCCCUAUGAGGCUGCGUCGUCUUCUCCCUCGGAACAGGGGCACCCCACUGAGGGUCCCGCCUCCUGUGGUCUGGAGCCCCCCCUCAAGGAAGAAACCUGUGCUGUCGGCUCGCAACUCCAUGAUGUUCGGACACCCCAGCCCCGUGAGGAUCCCUCCUCUCAGAGGCAAGUUUAACCUCCAACUGCCUUUAUUAGAUAAGCAGGUGAUCCCAGCCAGGAUCCCGAAGAUGGAAGAAGAGCCCGAAGAACCAAUGGAAGUGGAUCAGGUAGAGACCCAGGAG
Piliocolobus tephrosceles (Ugandan red Colobus) is the source of this 595-nucleotide messenger RNA. Its product is annotated as putative UPF0607 protein. The transcript has a single exon. The annotation marks the transcript as partial. The record is from RefSeq and is a predicted model, not a curated record. NCBI's taxonomy places the organism in Eukaryota, Metazoa, Chordata, Mammalia, Primates, Cercopithecidae.